Molecule: messenger RNA, 911 nt
Organism: Polyodon spathula (Mississippi paddlefish)
Lineage: Eukaryota; Metazoa; Chordata; Actinopteri; Acipenseriformes; Polyodontidae
Product: type 1 phosphatidylinositol 4,5-bisphosphate 4-phosphatase-like
Exons: 7
Biological process (GO): phosphatidylinositol dephosphorylation
Cellular component (GO): phagocytic vesicle membrane; lysosomal membrane; late endosome membrane
Molecular function (GO): phosphatidylinositol-4,5-bisphosphate 4-phosphatase activity
Source: RefSeq, a predicted model, not a curated record
GCUGCCACAGCAUUCACCUCCCUGUCUGUAGGCACUGGUAUGGCGGACGGGGAGCGAUCUCCGCUGCUUUCUGAUCUCAGCGAUGGGGGUGCAAGCGGCGGGGUGUUACCGAGUGCGCCUCCGUACGGGAUUCCCAACAAACCGCAAGGAUUCCCAGAGUUCUCCAGCUCGCAGCCCUCAGUCCUGCCUGGUGAAGACCCGCCCCCCUACUCCCCUAUGACCUCUCCAGAGAGCGGCAGUGCCCCCAUGAUCAGCUGCCGCGUGUGCCAGUCACUCAUCAGCGUGGAGGGCAAAAUGCACCAGCAUGUCGUCAAGUGUGGGGUUUGUAACGAAGCCACGCCCAUAAAGAACGCUCCUGCUGGGAAGAAGUACGUGCGCUGUCCUUGCAACUGUCUCCUCAUCUGUAAAGUGACGUCACAAAGGAUAGCCUGCCCCCGUCCAUACUGGUGAGUAACUUACCCCCCCCCCCACCGUGUAAAGCUCCCGCGGGAGCGAGGGCCCGCGGGAGCGAGGGUGACCUGCGGGCACUGCAAAAACACCUUCCUGUGGACAGAAUUCACAGACAGGACAUUAGCACGCUGCCCGCACUGCAGAAAAGUGUCCUCGAUUGGGAGAAGAUACCCUCGUAAGAGAUGCUUGUGGUGCUUCUUGUUGGGUCUCCUGUUUGUCAUCACUGCCGGUGGCCUUGUAGCUGGCACGUGGAAGCCUGCUCGGCAGUAUGGUGGAAUCUACGCUUCCUGGGCCGCGGUCGUUCUACUGGCGGUCAUCUGCAUGGGCCGAGCGUGCCACUGGGCCUGUAUGAGGGUCAGCCAGCCAGUGCAGAACUUUGCAUAAAAACAGCAGCACGUUCUCAGGAGGGGAACAGAACAGAGCGAGGAACAGAAGAGAGAGCCUUUUCGUGAGGUGGUCAG